Linnemannia hyalina is the source of this 2304-nucleotide messenger RNA. Lineage: Eukaryota; Fungi; Mortierellomycota; Mortierellomycetes; Mortierellales; Mortierellaceae. The record is from the annotation of a GenBank genome assembly.
AUGAAUCCAACAGCGACGGCUUUGGCCAACCUGGACAUCCUCCAUCACAUCUUCUCGCUCAGCAUACUCAAUCAGCAAGACCUCCAUGCAUGCUGUCUCGUCAACUCCGAAUGGGCCGCCACAGGUCUGAUCCUCCUCUGGCACUACCCAAAGUGCUACACCCUCCACAGCUUCACCCAGCUCCUACAUACCCUUCGCCACGAAAUCGAUCUACCUGGGCCUGUCGUAUCCCUCAGCCGAACCCCACUUAUACUCGCCGAUAUCAAGCACAAUCAAGCCAAUAACAGGUCAAUAGCAGCGACGACGACAACAACAACGCCAGCAAAUGACCACCUGAGCGCAGCGACGCCCUCGGCCUUCCCAAGAGUCAUGUCUAUCCGCCGCUCGUCGACUAUGCGCGAAAGGACCACUUCCCGGUCGGGGAGCUCACAUUCUCUUUCACACACGCCUUCCUUCUCUUCAUCUUUUCUCGUCCCCACGCCUUAUCGCCCGGUGCAGCGGCGAGAAUAUGGUAUCCCCUUCCACGGUCAACGGAUAUACCAUCGUGGACAGCUGAUCCGAGCUAUUGACUUCAACCCCAUAAGAGACGACUUGACGCUUCACCACUUUGAGAUCUUGGCCCGCUCGACAAGGAUUGGCUUCAGGACCCUCGACCUCAGGAAUGUCCGUUUCCCCUUCUCGGAGAAUCUCUUGGCGAUUUUGGUCGCCUGUACAUCCCUCAGAGAGCUCUCGCUCCGCGAAAUUCACAUCCCGUUUGAGGCGAUCGAGUACCUUGAACCCUGCUUCGCAGCCUUGACCGUGCUGCGAUUCAACAACUGUCCAGAUGAGAUGCAGGAUCUUGAGCUGACGCCAAUCCUCAAAUCGUGCUCACAAGUUAAGCUACUCGAAAUUCAAGGAGAAUCCUUCACGGACGAGUCGCUCAACUGGAUCGGGAUAACAUGUCUACAGCUGGAAUCCCUCAUGAUCGACGCUCCCUUAAUGACCGACGCUACGGUCCGCCAUAUUGCCACCAACUGUAAAAAACUCAGGACUUGGCGUCUGUUCAACUGUUUGCAGCUUCAGGGCGAAACCGCAGAAACACUCGAGGAGAUCUAUACCGUCGACCCAAAGUCAAUGCCACUACACCAAUUGCCCCGCGGAGGAACGAGACAUCUUCCAAACGCACUCCAGACCAACAAGCUAGUCGGUGCCGUAUUCAAUACAUCAGCAGCAGCAUCAUAUACAGCGGCCUCAUCCGUAUCCGCGACAUCCUCAACUGUCUCUUCGCCCUCAACGUCGUCCAUGUCAGGACACUCAGACGCGGAUCAACAUCCUUCGUCAUUACAGUUCCCGUUUGACCAUCAUAUGGACCAGGAUCGCCUUCACCCUUCAUUUUCAUUUGAUCGGUAUUCAGCUUACGCGAACUUGGGGCCUCCUGUCGGGAUAUUAACGUCGCUCGAGCUUCACAACUGCAACAGUAUCCGACCAGAGACGAUCGACAGUCUCCUCAAGUCUCAGACCGCGCUCGAGGAAUUGGUUUUGGGCGGAAUUUCGAUAACGGACGAGGCUCUCGUGUCGUUUACCCAGAACCCGCAGGAUCAUAUCAAGAGCCUCAGCCUGCUCAACUGUGGCGAAAUCUCAGAUGAGACCAUGAUGGCAGUCAUGUUCAACUGCGAACACCUCCUCAAGCUCAGGAUCUUUGGCUCUCAUUUCACUCUCAGGACGUUCAACUCUAUCUGGAUGCACCUGCUCGAACUGGAGGAACUUCAUCUGGAGCAUGUGCCCCUGGUCAUAAACGAGUCGCUUCAGCAGAUCUUGACCAAGUGUACCUAUCUGCGGUCAUUGAAGCUGUGGCAUUGCCGGAAUUUGACGCACGAUUUGUUUACGGACAUUCCGACGCCUUGCAACAGUCUGGAGGUGCUCGAGUACAUGGACAAACACCCGCGGCCUUAUAUUGGCGAUGGCUGGGCGGCUCAGGUCCGGUUCUUGCAGAGUAUCGUCAUUCGAUUCGAGGGUCUUCGUAUCCUCAAGCUGACCAAACUGGGUGACACCGUUGUGCCCGUACCAUUGAACCUAGUCUCAUACCUCUGCCAACUAGACCGCCUGGAAUCCUUCACCAUCAUGCAGAACCCGCGGAUGGACUACGCAGACUUGAGCGACCUGGCCACCAACCACAGGACCCUCCUCGAGAUCGGCGUGGGACCCUCCAAGGGCCUGACAGAACAGCAAAUCAAUUCCUUUAAUGACUCGCGGCACCAACCCUGUAUUCGCCUCUAUAAGCGGCCUGUUGAGUCAAGCGAAGAGCUUGAACAUUACAUGGCUUGA